AUGAGGGUCUUACAUUCUUUCAAUCGCCUGCUGCGCAACUUUCUAGUCAUUGGCCUUCUAGCGAGUGUUCUCACCUCAGCGUAUCUUGAUUCAUUCUUGCGCGGCAUCCAGUCGAACCUUCUCAAGAGGAGUAUCCCGGCAUCUCUCGCAACGGCUCCUCAAGGCGCAGUGGGCUACUAUCAACCCCCUCCGGGCCCUGCCGUCAACUACCCUUACCAACUCCAAACAACCUCUGCCCCAUCUGCAACGACAACAGGAGGGACAGUCUUGCCGACUGGGGGAAAUUCAGGCACCAAUGGACCACGAAAAAACAUCGCUCUUGUCUCUGGAACAGUGACUGGAACUCAUGUAAUCAUAGAAGCAACGCAAUCAGCGAUGGCAAAUAGAGACCUGACCCUGGGCUCCGGGGGCUUCUUGCUCUCAAUUCUGCUGGGCAUACUGCAAUUUUGA
Molecule: messenger RNA, 450 nt
Organism: Aspergillus sclerotioniger CBS 115572
Lineage: Eukaryota; Fungi; Ascomycota; Eurotiomycetes; Eurotiales; Aspergillaceae
Exons: 2
Coding region: 1-450 (149 amino acids)
Source: RefSeq, a predicted model, not a curated record